AUGUCGCUUCUACGGGUGAGUUUGCGCCCCAAAACUCGCCUCGUCCCCCAUUUCCUCCCCUCCCCUCCCUCCUCUCCCCCCUCUCCCCCCUCUCCCCCCUCUCCCCCUUCUCCCUUCUUUCCCUUCGCCGCCCAACAUCCGUGUGAUCCUUUCUCGCGCAUUCCCUCCCCUCCUCGACCUCCGUAUCGCACGCUCUCGCUCCAAGCACCUCGCGCUCUCGCGCUCGUACACCUAAUUCAUUCCUAUCUCGCCUCCCAUAUCCCAUCUGCCCUCCUCCCCCUUCCGUCUCCCUCCCCCCCACACACUCCCCCUCCCUUCCCUUCCCGCCCUCCUGCCCCUCUCCCGUGGCCCAUUUCUCCUCCCCUCUCCCAUUUCCUUCCCCACCCCCCCACGUCCCCCCCGCGCCAGACCUGGGAAACCUUAUAUGGUCUAUCCGCGGACUCCCCCCUUCCGCCCUCCGCCAUAGCUCUUCCGCCCAGCAUCCCCCCUCCCCCGCACCUGGAGCCCUGCUCCGAGCGCUCAGCCAUCCGCCAGGCUGCUGAGCGCAGGGGGGAGGGCGGAGCUCUCCCCCCAUGGGCGCAGGACAAUGCUGCAUGCGGAAAUGUCCCCCAACCGCCCUGGGUGCGCGGGUCGGAUUCAUCGAACCUGGCCUCCACUCGUGUGGCUCAGAGAGACAUCUGGGCACACCAGUUCCCCGCACCCUCCCCGCUGCCUGCUCACACUGCUGAUACUGCCUCUGCUGCUGCUGCUGCUGCUGCUGCUGCUUGUGAGGGAAAGCGGUUUCUGCUGGUACAAUGGCCGGAGAACACAGAGAGCACUAACAGCAGCAGCAGCAGCAGCAGCAACACCAGCAGCACCAGCAGCGGCAGCAGCAGCAGCAACACCAGCUGCACCAGCAGCAGCAGCAGCAUCAGCAGCGACGGCGGCAGUGGCCGGGGAUGGUCGUAUGAGGCCCUGGCGGGUCAGCUGCAGGGCAUGAGUGUGGCGCUACGUGUGGCCUUCACCAGUGGCCGUGUGCUCGUGCCCAUGCCAGGCACCUUCCUCCCAGCCCACCACCCGCAUUGCCAAGCGCUGAAUGCAUCCGGGUCGCUCCACUGCUACUUCUUCCGCCCAGUCUCCCAAGCAUGCGAGGCAGCAGCCAUGCAGCAUUACACCACUAGCGCCGCCGGCGCCCCUCCCUGCAAGCCCCUCUCGCACCUCACAGCGCAGCAGCUGGCGUCUAACGAGACUCUCAUCUGUGCUGCUGCAAGCAGUGAUGCCUCGUACCCUGAUUCAACAAAUGCUACCAGUGAGGGAGCAUGGAGCGAAGCGUUCAUGCGGCGGCCUUUCCUGGUGGAGCGUCAAGGGGCACUUGUCAACAUCUCACACACACAACUGCAGGCACACUGGUGGCACUCCCAAGCUCUGCGCUUCUUCCUGUGCUGGCCCUCCCCCUCCUUCUGCCGCACCCUCAACCACCACCGCAGCUCUGCUCCUUCCUCUCCCCCCCUUCCCUCGCCGCCGCUCUCCCUCAGGCGCACUGGUGGACAGACAGCCCAAGCUCUCCGCUUCCUCCUCCGCUGGCCCCCCUCCUCCCUAGGCCACACACUUAACCGCCACCGCAGCCCACUGGUGGCACCCAAGCUCUGUGUUUCCUCCUCCAUUCCCCCCUCCGUCUCCCUGCUCUCCCCACCCUCGUCCCCUUCAGGCGCACUGGUGGACAGCCCAAGCCAUUCGCUUCCUGCUGCGCUGGCCGUCCCCCUCCCUCUGCCACACCCUCAACCGCCACCGCAGCUCUGCCCUCGGCCCGCACAUCGCCUCCCUCUCCUCCGCCUUUCUCUCCGAGCAGCGCGCCAUCGUGACCUCCCUCUUAAAGCCCCAGUCCGAGGCGGACCAGGGCCUGGGCCUGGACCUUCGCAGCGAGGGCGGGACCCAGGCCUCAAAUACGUCUGGCUGUCCACCGACCAAACAGCAGCCACAAAACUGUCACCAAGCCACCUCUCGCGCUUCGCCGAUUGGACCUUCCUCUAUCCCAAGCCACCCUCCUCCGACCCCUCCUCCUCUCCUCCGGCAUACUAUGAUUCCGUGGGUGCGGCUUUUGCCGACCUGCUUGUUGCGUCGGAGAGUGAUUUUUUCGUUGGGGAUGUUGGUAGCAGGUGGAGUGGGCUGAUUUAUCAGCUCAAGUGCACUAAUGGUCGCCUUUACGCAGGCUUUUUGUCUGUCUAA
Molecule: messenger RNA, 2205 nt
Organism: Closterium sp. Naga37s-1
Lineage: Eukaryota; Viridiplantae; Streptophyta; Zygnematophyceae; Desmidiales; Closteriaceae
Source: the annotation of a GenBank genome assembly